Cladophialophora yegresii CBS 114405 is the source of this 1710-nucleotide messenger RNA. RefSeq lists its product as uncharacterized. Gene Ontology annotation, molecular function: oxidoreductase activity, acting on CH-OH group of donors; flavin adenine dinucleotide binding. The transcript has 2 exons. Lineage: Eukaryota; Fungi; Ascomycota; Eurotiomycetes; Chaetothyriales; Herpotrichiellaceae. The coding region runs from base 1 to 1710 and encodes 569 amino acids. The record is from RefSeq and is a predicted model, not a curated record.
AUGGGUUCGCAAAUCCCAGACAGAUUCGACUUCGUCGUUGUCGGUGCUGGUCCCGCUGGCGCAAUCCUCGCCUCGCGACUCGCGCGAAGCAACAAAAGGCCCUCGGUCCUUCUCGUUGAAGCUGGGGGAAGGAACGAGUCUAAGGCUCUGCGUGCUGACGCGGAGAGAUGGCUUCACCGGAUGGUACCUGGUUUGAACUGGGGUUAUCAGACAGCCCCGGUUGAGGGAUUUGAUCGGAGAGUAAUAUCCUACGACCGCGGCAAAGGUCUCGGUGGAAGCUCCGCCAUCAACUUUUCCGUCUGGACGGUUGGCCCGAAAGAUGAUUACGAUGAGCUGGCACGGCUCGUCGAUGAUGAGGAAUGGAGAUGGACGAACGUGCAAGAACGAUACAAGAGGAUCGAAAAUUACCACGGAGAGGCUGGAGAUGAUGUAGACGACAUCAAACACUAUCGCGACGUUGACCCAAAGAACCAUGGCUACGAUGGACCGAUCAACGUUGGUUUCCCGAAGGUCUGGGAGCCUCAGGGCAAAGAGAUGAUGGACAUCUGGUAUGCCAAUGGUGCCAAACGAAAUCUAGACCACAACUCAGGCGAUCCGAUUGGUCUUGCAUUAUGCUUCUCAACGGCAUACAAAGGUGUGAGGUCCACAUCAGCCGAUGCCUUGGUCGAUGCGCCCAGCAAUCUGCACAUUCUGGUCGAUACGCAGGUGGCACGUGUGGUGUUCGAGGGGACGAAGGCCAGCGGCGUCAGCACCAUUGACGGGCGGACGAUUCAUGCGGACAAGGAGGUCAUCCUCUGCGCCGGCUCCCUCGAUACCCCGAGGAUCCUGCUGCACUCCGGUAUCGGUCCUGCUGACCAGCUCAAAGCUUUCAAUAUCCCGGUCGUGAAGGCCAAUGACAAUGUCGGAGCACACUUUAAAGAUCACCAUCAUAUCACGAUCCCAGCCAUCCGGGCAAACCCUGCAGACGAAAGGACCAAAUUCUACAAGAGCAAGGAGUUACAAGCAGCCGCUCGGGCUUUGUGGGAGAAAGAUGGCAACGGACCACUGUCCGAAUAUGCUACCACACUUGGCAUUGGCUAUGAAAAGAUUGACCAUAUAACUGAUCUGCAAGAGUUCCAAGAGCUACCCAAGGAAGAGCAAGAUCACCUACUGGCGCCCACGGUGCCGCAUUAUGAAUACUUACUGAACGGCCCCUGGGUACCGCACUUCAUCGACCCGGAGAACGCUGAGACUGGAGUGAGCAUCUUCGUGUUCGUGCUCAACCAGAAAUCGACUGGCUCCGUGCGCCUCCAGUCGUCUGAUCCCACACAACCACUUAUCUUCGACCCUAACUGGUUCUCUCAUCCCUACGACAGAAUGGUGGCCGUGGAGGCUACCCGGAAGGUUCUGAAGAUCAUGAACAGCCCCCAAUUCCACAACGGCACCGUGACCAUCGAUGGACCCAAGAGUGACUCAGAGGAAGAUAUCCUGGCGUAUUGGCGGGGUCGCAGCGAGUCGACAUGGCACAUGAUGGGAAGCGCACGCAUGGGCAAGGACGAAGGCAGUGCCGUGGUGGAUAGGAACUUCAAGGUCUUUGGAGUGGAGCAGCUCAGAGUCGCCGACAUGAGCGUCAUCCCGAUUGUCUCAAACAACCAUACUCAGACCACCGCGUACCUCACCGGCCUCACGGCAGCAGACAAGCUUGUUCGAGAAUACGGGCUCGACGAGUAG